CUCAGGGUCACAAAAGUCCAAGAGGCCUCUUGGGAAUGUGUCACCUUCCAGCGUGGAGUCACGCUGGGGAAGGAGGCGGGGAGGGCGGUGGGGGGCGGAGGUGGUAGGGGCAGUUUAAAUGUCUGGCCAGCUCUGAGCUUCAGUCAGUUCCCACAGCAGCAAAGGUGAGCUCUCCUGAGGACUUCUCUGUCAGUUCCCCUGAUUCCAGGGAGGAUCCAGUGUGGCAGGAAACUCCUCCAGCCCAGCAAGGAGCCCAGGAUGUUUCUGAAGGCCAUGGUCCUGACCCUGGCCCUGGUGGCUGUCACUGGAGCCCGGGCUGAGGUCAGUGCUGACCAGGUGGCCACUGUGAUGUGGGACUACUUCAGCCAGCUGAGCAACAAUGCCAAGGAGGCCGUGGAACAUCUCCAAAAAUCUGAACUCACCCAGCAACUCAAUGCCCUCUUCCAGGACAAACUUGGGGAAGUGAACACUUACAGGGAAGACCUCCAGAAGAAGCUGGUGCCCUUCGCCACCGAGCUGCAUGAACGCCUGGCCAAGGACUCGGAGAAGCUGAAGGAGGAGAUUCGGAAGGAGCUGGAGGAGGUGCGGGCCCGGCUGCUGCCCCAUGCCAGUGAGGUGAGCCAGAAGAUCGGGGACAACGUGCGAGAGCUGCAACAGCGCCUGGGGCCCUACGCGGAUGAGCUGCGCGCCCAGGUCAACACGCAGGCUGAGCAGCUGCGGCGCCAGCUGACCCCCUACGCACAGCGCAUGCAGCGAGUGCUGCGGGAGAAUGCAGACAGCCUGCAGUCCUCGCUGAAGCCCCACGCCGACGAGCUCAAGGCCAAGAUCGACCAGAACGUGGAGGAGCUCAAGGGGCGCCUCACUCCCUAUGCCGACGAGCUCAAGGUCAAGAUCGACCAGACCGUGGAGGACCUGCGCCGCAGCCUGGCUCCCUACGCGCAGGACGCGCAGGAGAAGCUCAACCACCAGCUCGAGGGCCUGGCCUUCCAGAUGAAGAAGAACGCUGAGGAGCUCAAGGCCAGGAUUUCAGCCAACGCUGAGGAGCUGCGGCAGAGGCUGGCGCCCGUGGCUGAAGACGUGCAUGGCAACCUGAGGGCCAACACCGAAGAGCUGCAGAAGUCUCUGGCAGAGCUGGGCGGGCACCUGGACCGGCAGGUGGAGGAGUUCCGACGCCAGGUGGAGCCCUAUGGGGAGAGCUUCAACAAAGCUCUGGUGCAGCAGAUGGAACAGCUGAGGCAGAAGCUGGGUCCCCAUUCGGGGGACAUGGAAGGCCACUUGAGCUUCCUGGAGAAGGACCUGAGGGACAAGGUCAACUCCUUCUUCAGCACCUUAAAGGAGAAAGAGAGCCAGGACAAGACCCUCGCCAUCCCCCAGCAGGAGCAGCAGCAGGAGCAGGAGCAGCAGCAGCAGCAGGAGCAGCAGGAACAGGUGCAGAUGCGAGACCCUUUGGAAGGCUGAGGUGUCCUUGGUGCACUGGCCUUACCACCAUGGACACCUGCCCUGCCAUGCCACCUGUCUGUCUGUCUAUCCCACAGCAGUUCUGGUAUGAGGUUGAGGACACAUGUCCAGUGGGAGGUGAUACCAUCUCUUGAUAUUCAAUAAAGCUGCUGAGAAUCUAGCCUCAA
Callithrix jacchus (white-tufted-ear marmoset) is the source of this 1625-nucleotide messenger RNA. It is a transcript of the gene APOA4, whose product is annotated as apolipoprotein A4. The record is from RefSeq and is a predicted model, not a curated record. Gene Ontology annotation, cellular component: extracellular vesicle; extracellular region; high-density lipoprotein particle. Gene Ontology annotation, biological process: acylglycerol homeostasis; phospholipid efflux; cholesterol metabolic process. Lineage: Eukaryota; Metazoa; Chordata; Mammalia; Primates; Cebidae. Gene Ontology annotation, molecular function: phospholipid binding; cholesterol transfer activity; phosphatidylcholine-sterol O-acyltransferase activator activity.